AUGAGGGCAGAAGGGCAGGGACCAGAGAGCUGGGGUUUCCCGGGGGAGGAGCCGCAUAGCCGAGCCACCCACCAGCUGCCGGGCAGCGUCACGGAGACCAGACCCAGCACCAAGACGCACGGUGGGCGGUCAGUUAGGAGCUGCGCGCAGAACGGGCCACCCUGCGGUCUCCUCCGGCUUCACCCAGGAUGGCCGCGUCCGUGA
Rangifer tarandus platyrhynchus (Svalbard reindeer) is the source of this 204-nucleotide messenger RNA. The record is from the annotation of a GenBank genome assembly. Lineage: Eukaryota; Metazoa; Chordata; Mammalia; Artiodactyla; Cervidae.